AUGGAUGACUUGGAGCGAGAAGGUAUAAAUGAGGAGCUGAUUCAGUUUGCCAUCCGAGAGAGCGUUCAAGAUGCCUUCAAGCUGCCACGUUCAGCACAAACACACAGAAAAGAACCAAACAGUGAAGACUUUGUGAAGAUAAUGGCGGCCAUUUAUAAAGGUGAUGUGUGUGCACUGCAGGAGCUGUCAGGUUGUGUGUCGGCCUUCAGAGUGAGCGACAGCAGCGCCCGGCUGCCUCUGCACGUAGCAGCUGUGCAGCCGCAGCCUGAGAUCCUGCAUGCAGUGCUGCAGGUGGUGAUGACCUCCACAGAGCUGACCCUGGAGCAGCAGACGCAGGACGGGGACACGGCUCUAACUCUGGCGGUGGAGGCCGGCCUGGUGGACAACGUCAGGAUGCUGCUGCAGCACGGAGCCUCACCACACAGCACCAACAGCAGGAACGAGUCUCCUCUGCUCAUUGCCGUGAGAGAAAGGUCAUAUGACAUGGCUCUAUCCCUCAUCAUGGGAGGGGCCCAUGUGGAGCAGGUGUGUCUCACUAGGUGCACGGCCAUCCAUGAAGCUGCAAAGGUGGGUUGUCCAGCCAUCGUGGCGCUGCUGCUUCGACAUGGAGCCAAAGUGACGGGCCGAGACGGACACGGGGUCACGCCUCUGGGGGUGGCGGCUGAAUACGGCAACACUGAAGCGUUGGACUUGCUCAUACAGAACGGUGGCGACGUGGACGCCCAGGCCAGCAACGGAGACACGGUCCUGUAUGACGCGUCGGGAUCUGGAAACCUGGACUGCAUCAAGCUGCUCCUGCAGCACGGAGCCAACCCAAAUGUGGCCAGCUAUGCCUGCCAGCUGCCCAUCCACAGAGCCGCAUACGAAGGACACACACUAGCCCUGAGGACUCUCAUCCCCAUCACCACAAAGCGAGCGAUCCGUCUCUCAGGCCAGAGCCCCGUCCACUCAGCAGCUGACGGGGGACAGGUUGAGUGUCUGGAGCUGCUCAUACAGAGAGGAUAUGAUGUCAGCGCCCUGUUGCACACGCACAUCUCUGAGAACUACGGGGACCUCAGGAAGACACCUCUGUACUUCGCCGUCUCCAACGGUGACAUGACCUGUGCCGAGAUGUUGCUGGCGGCUGGAGCGAGAACCGACCUGGACCCGCUGCAAUGCAUCCUGGUCGCUGUACGAGCCGAGAGGUUCGAGCUGGUGCGUCUGCUGUUGUCCUACGGAGCCGAGGUGAACUGUUACUUCAGGGUGAUCAGUAACACAGUGUUUCCCACGGCCCUGCAGUACUGCCUCAGCGACCAGGUCAUGCUGCGGCUGCUGCUCAACAGCGGAUACCACGCUGAUAAGUACGAAGAGCUUCUAAAACACUCUGCGAUUACAAUACGUCUGUGGUACAACGCCCCUGCUAGGUGUUUCCAGUGUUGCCAUGCCGACGGUGAAGAAAUGGACAGUACCUGGAUUGACCUCCAUAACCAAGUCUACCAAAUUUACAGUCAACCUAUUGUGGUCCCAUUCUGUGAGUUUGUGUCGGUGUCGUGGCUCACCCACCUGGCCGGCAGCGUGGUGAGGAUGCUCCUGGACUACGUCGACUACGUCAGGAUCUGUCCGGACCUCAGACACAUCCUGGAGAGGAGGCCGGAGUGGGAGGAGAUAUCUGACAUAAUGAGCAAACCUCGGUCCUUGCAGCACUUGUGUCGCUUGGUGAUCAGACGUCACAUGACCCUCAGGGCGAUGAACGACCCCAAAGCCAUGGCUGCUGCUCCUUUUCCUCCGAGACUGAAGAGCUUCCUGACCUACAGAGAGUACGACCUGUACGCUGACCUCUCCUCUACGCGAUGUGGAGCGAUGACCCAGAGCACUGCCUCCCAAAAAAGACGCUGCAUCAUGGGGCCCGCACUUCGCUAUGCUCCCCUCUGA
This is a messenger RNA of Limanda limanda (common dab), 1911 nucleotides long. RefSeq names its product ankyrin repeat and SOCS box containing 15b (gene asb15b). The record is from RefSeq and is a predicted model, not a curated record. Gene Ontology annotation, biological process: intracellular signal transduction. Gene Ontology annotation, cellular component: cytoplasm. Lineage: Eukaryota; Metazoa; Chordata; Actinopteri; Pleuronectiformes; Pleuronectidae. The transcript has 15 exons. The coding region runs from base 1 to 1911 and encodes 636 amino acids. Gene Ontology annotation, molecular function: protein binding.